AUGAAAUAGUAAAUCACAAUUUUGCAACAAAAAUUUUCGACACCAAAAUGACAGCUAACUAGUACAUGUAUUGCUUUGAUCGACCAUAAAAAUACAUCGGGAUCGGAGGUUUUAAAAUCGUCACCUCUUCUGUAGAAAGGCCAACAUCAGCUAACAGAUUUCUUUCUUUUCCCCCUAAAACGCCCCUAAAAAGGCAGUGUAUUUUGAAGAUAAUGAGGCAUUAUUUCAAAUCAUUGAGUCACUGGAUUAAUUGACAGAUUUGAUUGGUUGCUAAAGAUCCACCACAGAAAUGUCUCUGUUCAGGAAGUUACUGGGGAAUAACAAUUCCCCAGAAGGGGCUAAAGGGGGCCCUGUCAAGGGCACCACACCUUCAGGAAUGCAGUUAAUGGGGGCCCAGCUGCAGCGGAAAUUUGCCAAGGGUGUUCAAUACAACAUGAAGAUUGUGAUUCGUGGAGAUAGAACAGUUGGAAAGUCUUGCCUGUUUUAUCGGCUCCAGGGACAGAAAUUUCAUGAGGAAUACAUCCCCACUGACGAAAUUCAAGUUUGCUGCAUUCAGUGGAACUACAAAACAACAGACGACAUUGUGAAAGUUGAGGUGUGGGAUGUUGUGGACAAGGGAAAGAAACGAAAGAAGUUUGAUGGACUCAAACUUAGUAACGAAGAGGAAUCUGAUGAGCCCAGUUUGGAUGCCGAGUUUAUUGAUGUGUAUAAGGGAACUCAUGGGGUCAUUCUGAUGUAUGAUGUCACGAAACAAUGGACUUUUACGUAUGUGGAGAACGAAAUGGAGAAGAUUCCUGUACACAUUCCCGUCCUUGUCCUGGGAAACCAUCGAGACAUGGGACAUCAUCGCACCGUGCUAGAAGAUAAAGCUAGAUAUUUCUGUAUGCAUUAUGACAGACCUGCUGGGGCAGCCAUUGUCCGAUACGCAGAAUCAUCAAUGAAAAAUGGAUUUGGUCUCAAAUAUCUGCACAAAUUUUUUAAUCUUCCAUAUCUUAAUCUUCAGAGAGAAACGUUGAUGAAGCAGUUAGAGACGAAUGCUCUGGAUAUGGAGUCCACCCUGGAGGAGCUGGAUAUCCACGAGGAAUCCGAAGAACAGAAUUAUGAUGUGUUCAUUGACAGUGUUUGCAAUAAGAGAAGACAGCAGCAGGAGGAACUUGCCAAAGCUGCCACAGAGGGCGCCACAUUACGCCAGGAAGUGGUGGACACUCCAGACAAAAAGACUGACUCAUCUGUGCCAAAAUCCUUAUCCAUGCCCUCACUCCAGAAGUCGACCAUUACUCCCAAAGAGUCAACCUCGGUAGGCAACACUCCUGUGGGGACAGGGCAGCCUAUUCCUGUUGAAAAGCCCUCGCCAUCAGAACCAGCCAAUCAACAAGCAGAACAGAAAUCGGGCUUCUUUUCCAGGCUCUUUAAGAGCAAAGAUUCGGCAGCAACAAAGAAACCAGAAAUUGAACCAGACUCUGCGGUACCGAGUCCCCCCACAGCCAAGGUCACCAGCGUGGAGGACUUCAUUCCAGACGGUGGAGUCAUCGACAGUUUCCUGGAAGACACGAGAGAAGUGAAAGACUCUGGGAAAAAUGAGGGAACCCUGGACAGUGACAGUGAUGAAUCGACAGGGAAUCCUAUGGUGGCCGGUUUCCAAGAUGAACUUGACUCUGAUGAUGAUUAUACAACCAGCCAAUCAAAAGGGGUGGUAACUGAAGACAUUGAUCUUUCCAGUGAUGAUGAGAGACCAAUCACAGUGUCUACUAAAUCAGUGGAACUCUCUAGUGAUGAAGAUGAUAAUAGUCCUGUUGUCAGGCAGAAUGAUGACAUUUCAGAUGAUGAUGACGAUGUGAAGCCUGAACAAGUUGGGAUAACUCCAGAUGAUGACUUGUCAAGCGAUGACAAUGAGUUAGUUUCACAAAGUAAAAUAUGUACUGAUAAAGUUUCUCAUGGAAAUCUACAGACAACAGAGAAAUUAGAAAGGAAACCAAGCUGUGAUACUCAAAUAAAUACCGAUGUGAAAGAGACACCUUCUAGUACUCAAUGUUCAGCUGUGGAUUCUGAUCAGAGACAGGAUUUACAAGUUGAAGUGGUGCCACAUCCACAGGAUACUGGGGUUGAGUCAAAUGGUGCCAUAGCUGUGUCUCCACAUAGAAGCCAGAAUAACACAAAGCCAAUCCUCAAAAAGAGCCCGAGCGACGCCUCAUCAGAGGACGAGGACAGUGCUGCCCCUGUGGUCAUUCUGGCUGACGAGGACGUCAGUGAAGGAGAGCUUGCGGUCACUGCAACUGACCAAGCCGGCCUCAAUGAUUGGUUGGACCAGCUUGAGAGUAAAGGUGAAAUGGGUGACAUGGCUGGUAUCAAAGAUGAUGAUCUAUCUUCUAGUCCAGAGCCUCAAAUCAUUCCUAGUCAUACCAAGCCCAAAAAAUCCUCAAAGAAAGCGACGCCCAGUGUCAAUGAUGAAGAGGAACAGAAUGGGGUGAAGAAGAAGAAAAAGAAGAAAAAAGACAAGGAUGACAGUGGGACAAAAAAGAAAAAAGAAAAAUCUUCUCGUGAGAAGGAGGGUGAAAAAAGAGAAAAAGUCUCUGAAAAAGCAUCCGGAGAUUCUGGAAAGAAAGAAAAGAAGAAGAAAAAGAAGAAGGAAUUAACAGAAGAAGAGGAAAGUCGCAAUGAACUGGAGGCAUUUUUGAAUGAUGGUGGUGGUUACGAGUCUCUGUAGGAGGAGCUAUUGUCUCACGAGAUAUCAAGAUUCAACACCGAUAGCGUCGUUAGACACAGAGACAUGCACUGAUCUCUGGGAAUAAUCUGAACUGAAUAUGUAAUAUUAUCCCCAGAAAAUCCUCUCCAUUAAUUUCCUUCACAACAGUAAGGGGCAUGUAAAUCUAUACCAUAUGUAGAUUAUUUUCCUGUAUUUAUAAGUGAUGUAAGAGUUCGUAUCUCAGUAUACUGACUCCUUGUUUAAACAUACAUGACUGAAUUUUUCUGUUUUAGAAAGUCAGUAAAUUAUUGUGCUCUCUCGCCAAUGAAAUUCAAGUUCGUGAUUUUAUACAUUGAUAUACAAAUUAAUUGCUUUUAUGGCAAAAGCUUUGUUUACCAUCUCAAAUUUUAUAACUUGUUUUUGAUGUAUGGGUUGUUGGUUUUUUGGCAAAUGCAUAUUGCAGUACAAAUUUCAUAAUUCACAUUGAAAUUGUUAUUAAGCCACAAUGAAUUAGAAUUCUUAUUGCAUUCACAUGGCAAAUGAGUAAUGCCAAUUUAAACGUGCAUUAAAAAUGUGCCCUCCUUCAGGAGAACUUGUUAUCAAUUCAAUACACAUUGUCGCUCAGUGAGGACUUCAUUCAUUGUUGAUGUUAUCAGAUACAUGUGUGUAUUGUGAGAAAUGUUGAUGUUAUCAGAUACAUGUGUGUAUUGUGAGAAAUGUUGAUGUUAUCAGAUACAUGUGUAGUGUAUGACAAUGUUUUAAUUUGUUGUAUUUUGUUAGUUAGCACUUGCAUUCCUAUUUAAUGCCUAUUUGAAUUCUUCUUGCAUUCAUACUGGAGUUGACUAUAUUUUACACUGUAAUUAAUUUAUUGUACUUUCUUAGUUAGCACUUGGCAUUCAUACUGAAUAUCUAUACUGGAAUUCACAUUGCGUUCAUACUGAAUUCGAAUUUUAAGCUGUAUUAAUUUAUUGUAUUUUCUUAGUUAGUACUUGCAUUCAUUCUCAAUGCCUAUUGGAAUUCACAUUGCGUUCAUACCAUAAAUAAGCAAAACAAAAGACCAGUGAAGCAUGCUUAAAAUAAACAGGCUUAAAACAAACACACUUGUAAUGAACAGGCAUAUAACAAAUACACACUUAUUGUGAAGUGAUAUUUAUAUUCCCUUACGAGAGAAAAAUAAUGAAAAUGUUAUUGGAUAUAGUGAAGUUUGGUUAUAAUGAACUGUUUUUUGCUGGCCCUUGAGGUUCACUAUAACUGUGUUUUACUGUAAUUGUCAUCAAAUCCAAUACGUAUAUUGCAAUUCACAUUGUUUUGUCACUGUGUGAAUGCCGCGAUGGGAAUUCCAAUCCGCAUUGAACAUAGACUGGGAUCUAUGUAAAGCCUCUGUGUGAAUGAGAUGACGUAUACUAGAUGUCAUUACCAUUUGUACUGUUGUGCAAGACAGAUUAUUAGCUUUAGUGUUACUAUUUUAUUUCAUUUUUAUUGUAAGCUUUGUUGUGACUAAGUCAAACUUUGCUUAUGAUAUGAUGAAUGACAUCCGGGCGACAACAUUUCACUUUUCUUUGCAAUAUCUCAAGUAGAGUGUGAGCUUUACCAUUUAAAGUGAUAAAGGACAACCUCUGAAGUGUUUAAAGGAAAAAUGAAGGACACAAGUUAACAUUCGUGUCUAUGGAAAAUGAUUUUCAGACAAGUCCUAAAUAAAUCAAUUACUUGGUUCUCAGGCCUGCUCACACAUCUGAGAACCUAUUAAAUUUUUGGGCUUAGCAUUUCGAUCAUCGUUCAAACAUGAUUCUGCAAUGAAAUUUUACAUGAAGAUAAAAGAACAAAACAAAAGUAUUCACAUGAAUUUCAAACAACAUAUUCAUUGUUCUCUUAUUUUACGAUUUUUUUUUGAAAGGGUAUGUAAUUUUCAUCAGAUCAUUGUAUUUCAUUUUCUUCUGUAACUUUGACUCUUAUGGGAUUUUCUGAGAUCAAAUGCGCUGAUAAUGCUCAGGGUGUACAAGCAAAUUGAAUUACAAGCAUUAGAAAUCACCUGUUAGUCUGAGCAUUUCAUUAUUUUUUAUGUUUUGUGUUCAAUUCGUAAAUGAUUUAUUGUGUGAUGAGAGUGUUAUUUUUAUAUCAGAGAUAUUCUUGACAGUAAUUGAAAGAUUCUGUUAAAAUUCAUUUAAUGGAUAGAGAAAUACUACCCAAAUAUUUUUUUGUUUUGUAUUUAUUUGAUGUUUAUAUUUUGAAUGUGAAUUAUGCUUCACGGUGAUCAGGUGAUUUAAUUGUGCGUGACAUAACAAAACAAAGGCAGUGUGUCCUGAUGAUGAUAUCCUAUUGCUCUCAUCUUUGAUAACUGCAUGUCUAGCUGGCUGAGUGUAUGGAAGCCUAAAUCAAUCAUGUGUGCAAUCAAACUGUAUACCAAAAUAUUUGAGCUUCCAUCUACAUGUCAGAGUUAUUUCCCUUGGAAAGGUUUGCUUGAGAUCAUUUCCUUACCAUUAUGUGCUGAAAUUUAUGAAAUCAUAACAUGAACAGUGUUGUUUGACAGAGUAUUUCUUGGUCUGAAGGAAUUGUGAGAGGAAAGGUUCCUAAUUAACAGAAACCACUUGUUUAAUUUUUUCAUGUGUUGACAGUAUUACAUUGUAUAUGUAUAGAAAGCAGUUAGGUUGGAGUUGUCUCUCUUGUUUUGGUUUGCACAGAGGGCACACUUGAUAUGUCUACCCCACUGUACACCCAGUGUAACCGAUAUACACCUUAUAACCAAGUGCAGUUGGUGUAGUGUAGUAUAUUCAAUUUGGAUGUUGAAUUGCAGCAAUCCUUAUUUGAGAGGAAUCUUUUGUUUCAUGUUGUUUAUUCACAAUUUCAAUGCAAUUACAUGGCUAGUAUAGACCCUCCAUAGCCCAGAAUUUAAAGAUUUUUUGUUUUACAAAAAUAUAUUUCAAUAUGCAUUUCUAAAUAUCUAUUGCAUCUGAAAAUAAGCACCAAAAUUUUUGCCUUUUGUUUGGCGCAAAGCUUAUUUUAUGAUGAUUGAAAAAAUAUUAUAUAUUUUCAUUUAUUAUUCAGAAUGCAUUUUAAACUCUUGUAAAUGACUAAAUACAAUACACUGGAAUUAUCCUCUUAUAUACUUUACAAUUAAUGAAAUACAGAGAGAGAGAGAAACAUAUGCAAAUUUCCACCAUCAUUUUUCACCCAUAUUGAAUUUUUCGGUGCAUUGACCAACACAUGCCCUGUACAGUGUGUAGGUGAUGUACACCAAGAAGUGUACUCAUUUUCACUUGAUUAUGGAAAAGCGUACACUUUUUGGUCGGUGUAGACAAAUCAAGCAUGCUGGGAGACAAACAACUGAAUCUAAUCUCCUGUAUUUACAUCCGUGAUGUCUCUUAUGUAAAAAAUUAUUUUCUGAAUUCUUUGCUUUUAAUUUGUAAAAAUUAUUUAAUCACUCACAGUUAGUUUUAAUUACUGUAAAAUUGUUGAAUCGAUACACAUACCAUACAGUGCUAGUCUGCGGAUUUGAUACGGGGAUUUAUUUUUUGUAAAGUAAAAUAUUUGAAUACAAGAUGAUUGUGACCUGGAUUUAGCUGCUGUUGUAUGUUUUAUGAUGAUAUGAUGUAGAAUUUAAAUGUUUGUUUUUGCUUCAUACAGAACUCUGUACAUUCAGUUUUUGAGCAGCAUAAAUGACCGAUGACUAGAUAUGGCUGGAAAAAGUUUUUUUCUUUUUUGGAUGUUUGGAUUCUAUGGUGAUAUUUUAUUUGUAUCAUAUUAUUAAUAGAAAAUAACAAAAAUCCCAGAGAAAAUGAA
Messenger RNA from Ostrea edulis (European flat oyster), 6460 nucleotides. Its product is annotated as rab-like protein 6. The record is from RefSeq and is a predicted model, not a curated record. The coding region runs from base 290 to 2704 and encodes 804 amino acids. Gene Ontology annotation, molecular function: GTP binding; GTPase activity. NCBI's taxonomy places the organism in Eukaryota, Metazoa, Mollusca, Bivalvia, Ostreida, Ostreidae. Gene Ontology annotation, cellular component: nucleus; cytosol. The transcript is spliced from 16 exons.